Erigeron canadensis is the source of this 950-nucleotide messenger RNA. RefSeq names its product MRN complex-interacting protein. The transcript is spliced from 4 exons. Lineage: Eukaryota; Viridiplantae; Streptophyta; Magnoliopsida; Asterales; Asteraceae. Gene Ontology annotation, biological process: mitotic G2 DNA damage checkpoint signaling. The record is from RefSeq and is a predicted model, not a curated record. Gene Ontology annotation, molecular function: chromatin binding. The coding region runs from base 54 to 914 and encodes 286 amino acids. Gene Ontology annotation, cellular component: nucleus.
GGGGAGUAAGACUGAGAGACGGGAAGGAAUUAUCGGAUCGGAAGGAAGGAAAAAUGACAAGCGCAUUAGUAUUCAUGGCUCUUGAAUGCUUCAAAUGCUCCACCAUGCAAGUGAAGCAGAGGAAGAAAAGCAGCAACAAAUGGAUCUGCGUUAUCUGCAACGAGAAGCAGUCCGUCCGGAAGGUCUAUUCCCAGGGAUCCAUGGCCAAACACGUCCGGGCCUUUGUUCAACAAUUUAACAUGUCUCGCGCUCAGUUUCUCCAUCAUCAUCAACGACAACCACAACCACAUGAUGAUCAACAGAUUCAGCCGAUUAGAAAACGGACCGACUGGAGCGAGUACCUCGAUGGGCCCCCUGCCGCCGAUACUUAUGAUCAAGGGGAUCCCUGUGAACCAAAUGUUGUGACAGAGUUGCCAAAAGCAUGGUUCAAGAAGCCUAAAUUGGCAGAUCGUUACUCUCCUCCUUCUGGAUUCGGUGGUCAAAACCUUCGAAAGCCUGUCUUUGGGAAGAGAGCUGGCAAGAAGAAAAUCAAUAUUUCAGACAAGGAGCCAACAACAGUUAUGAAGGAAAGUUUUAAAAGGGCUGGUGAAAAUCAACCAAACAUUGAUAAUGCUGACCACGGUUGUGUGUACCAAACAUCAAGUUCAGUCAUGUCAAAGUUACAGAGGCCAAAUUCAAAGUCUAAUGCUUGGAAAGAGGAUGAGACCAAAGUUGAUCAGAGUUUUGCAUAUACUGGAGCAAGUUCACUGAUGACGAAACUGAAGAAGCCAGUAUCAAAGUGGAAUGACUUCAUUGAUGAUGAUGAUGAUGACUUGCAGCUUGAAAGCAGAUGUCCAGAGAUCAAUAAUGAUGUGUUUAAGACAAAGGUAAGUGAUGAGAUUGUAGAGGAUGAUGUCCAUCCUGAUUUCCUGUGAAAAUUUUAUCGUCUUGAUUCAUGUUGCUAGAUCUUG